CAAAACCUUGCUUGAAAGUCUAAUAGCUCCGCUCUCGGCUUCUCUACCGAGAUACUUGACUUUGAUCAUCUGUCCGACUUCAAAGUUCCGAGCACUAGGAUGCGCAAAGACAGUUUGAUCCAGAUGACUAUUAGGAACAAAAACAGGCUUCAUAUCAUCAUACAGAAUCACCAUAACACCACUGUCCUUAACUUGGACAAUCUUAGCCUGGUAAAUUUCUCCAAAAUACAUCUCGGGCGUCUUCUUGUCCUUCAGCAGGACAUCAAUCAUCUCCUUAGCUUCUUUCAUCGCCGUUUCAUUGGGAGCAAAAAUCGAGUAGGUUUUAUCAUCCUGCGGCUGAAUAGUCACCCCAGUUUUCAGGCCAAUAGCCACACCAGCAACCGAUUGAGAAAUCGGAACUCCAGCGUCCAAAAGCGCCAAGCUUCCGCCACAGACGCUGGCCAUUGA
This is a messenger RNA of Cotesia congregata, 447 nucleotides long. The record is from the annotation of a GenBank genome assembly. Lineage: Eukaryota; Metazoa; Arthropoda; Insecta; Hymenoptera; Braconidae.